UCGACACCGUUACGAUCGACAGACACAAUGGAGAAAUCGGUUUUCUUCUUCUGUGUGUUUUCAUGUUGGAUUAUGCAAAUCACAUCCAAUGAUGCGUCAGUACGAGGGUCUUAUGAUCUGCUGAGGGUUCAGAUGGGAGAAAACAUCAGUCUGAACUGCAGCAUGAGAAACCGAUAUGAAGUCGCCUGGUAUCACCUCAAUUCUGAAAAACUAGAUCUAUUGAUUUCUGUGAAGAAAGACAAAACUGGAAGAAAUCUCCUGACCAACUAUGAUCCAAACAGCCCUCGUCUGAAACUUACUGCAGACACAAGGAUCACCAGAGUCUCUCUAGAGAUUUCUGGAGUAACAGAGUCAGAUUUGGGCAUUUAUUUCUGUGGAACAAAGUCUGAUGCUCCAGAGAUGUUCUUCGACAAACCCAUCAGACUAGAGAUCGAGGGUCUUUCUGUAACAGAAAAGCCUAAAGAAGUUGACAUCACAGAUGGAGUGACUACGAUCGAGAGGGCAUUGAUGUUUGGUGGUGUUGGUCUGGCUAUUGUUGUGUUUUUUCUGGCUACAGUCAUUGCAGGAGGAAUCAUUCACUAUCGCGGCUGGCAGAAAGGAUGGAGCGCAGGCAAACGCUCAUCUCUGAUUCAGCACAAAUCGGCUAAAUGACACAUUUGUGUGCUUUAUUUUACUGUCUGAGCUUUGCACUGCCAGCUAAACCAGCAUUACUGUAGGUUACCACAAAAUAAAACAGAACACUGUGGCCUAAAUUCUUUUCCUGUUGGCCAGAUCUACUUUCACUUCAGAGAAACAGAGAUGUUUUGUCAGAUGUCACCUUUUUCAGCCCCAGUGAAACAUGGAUUGUUGUGGUUAUUAUUCAGGUUUGUGCAGUUUAUUUGUGCUUGUCAAUAAUAUUCAGUUAAAUAUAAAAGUGCUGUUACUGCUACUGUUUUUAAUGCAACAAUUCAAUAUCAAUACACAAUAUUCAAGCUGGAGUUGCAUGUUUUAAGCAUUUUUACUUUAAUAUAGAGACUGAGCCAAAGUCCUUAUUAAAAAAGAACAGCAGAUGGCUUCUGUCACAGUCAAUGCAUAUGCUUUAAAAUCAUUAGAUCAGCAGGACUUGUGUUAAAAAAGUGCUUGUAUGUUUAGACAUGAUAUAUUUAUCUAGACUAGCAUUAAUAUGUACAUGUAAGCUAUUUUCAAGAGAAAAUAUAAAUGUAAAUCUCUUCUAUGGCACAUAAAUCUUGAUUAAAUUAAACUGCGAACAGAUUAAUGUUAAAUGUAUUAUUUAGAGUUCAAAGCAGUAAAACUGAGAAACUGUGUGUUUGUGCAUUUUCUGACACAAAACCAGAUCAUGCCAUUUCUCUUAAAACACAACCGUCCUCAAACUUACAGAAAAACGGGUUUCAACCCUUUUCAACAACAAGCUGAGGUUAAGAGAUGAUGUUUUUUUUUUUUGGCAAAUAAAGCUUGAUUAAAUAAAAAUGUGUUCAAUGAUAAAUGAGUUGUUGAGAGUUCUGAUGAAAUA
Messenger RNA from Sinocyclocheilus anshuiensis, 1510 nucleotides. RefSeq lists its product as uncharacterized. The record is from RefSeq and is a predicted model, not a curated record. Gene Ontology annotation, biological process: response to bacterium. Lineage: Eukaryota; Metazoa; Chordata; Actinopteri; Cypriniformes; Cyprinidae. The transcript has 4 exons. The coding region runs from base 28 to 651 and encodes 207 amino acids.